This is a messenger RNA of Xiphophorus maculatus (southern platyfish), 7222 nucleotides long. It is a transcript of the gene zmiz1, whose product is annotated as zinc finger MIZ-type containing 1. Gene Ontology annotation, molecular function: SUMO ligase activity; zinc ion binding. The coding region runs from base 368 to 3574 and encodes 1068 amino acids. The transcript has 23 exons. Gene Ontology annotation, biological process: protein sumoylation; regulation of transcription by RNA polymerase II. The record is from RefSeq and is a predicted model, not a curated record. NCBI's taxonomy places the organism in Eukaryota, Metazoa, Chordata, Actinopteri, Cyprinodontiformes, Poeciliidae.
UCCGGGUCCCUUCGGUAAUAGAAUAGCCGAUGUAAUUUGACACUUCAACUUACUGCUCUCUCUCCGAGUCUAUUCAGUUACUCAGUCCCAUUCUCAGCGGCCGUGUGUGUAUGAGAGAGAGAGAGAGAGUGUGUGUGUGAGGAAGGGAAGAUAUCUGAAACAGAUAAUAAGAGACGAGAAUUAUUACCGAGGACUUUCUGCCCCAGAUCGCACGCCGGAACAAAAAACUUGAAGUGCUGGAGUGUUUCACCUCCUGCAGUGUGGAUGGGUGGGGGGGUUCCUUGUGGUGAAAAAUCAAGGAUUAGAAACAAGACAGAACUCUCCAGUUUAAUGGCUGGCAGAUAGAGGCCAGACGGGGACAAUCAACAUGAACUCGAUUCCGUCGAUGGACAGACACAUUCAGCAGACCAAUGAUCGUCUGCAGUGUAUCAAGCAGCACUUACAAAAUCCAGCAAAUUUCCAAACAGCGGCGACCGAGCUGCUGGACUGGUGCGGAGACCCCCGAGCCUUCCAGCGCCCCUUCGAGCAAAGCCUGAUGGGAUGCCUAACGGUGGUCAGCCGCGUAGCAGCGCAGCAAGGCUUCGACUUGGACCUGGGCUAUCGACUCCUGGCCGUCUGCGCCGCCAACAGGGACAAGUUCACUCCAAAAUCAGCAGCUCUGUUGUCUUCGUGGUGUGAGGAACUGGGACGGCUUCUCCUCCUCCGUCACCAGAAGAACAGGCAGAACGAACCUCCGGGAAAAGUGCCCAUGCAGCCCCCGAUGAGCUCCAUGAAACCAGGCCUCUCGCAUGGAGAUGGUUCUUUCCCCUACGACUCAGUUCCCUGGCAGCAAAACACCAAUCAGCCUCCGGGUUCGGUGUCUGUGGUGACCACCGUCUGGGGCGUGACCAACACGUCACAGAGCCAGGUGUUAGGGAAUCCCAUGGCCAACAACAAUAAUCCCAUGAAUCCUGGGGGUAAUCCUUUGACCUCAGGGAUGUCUGGUAGCAAUCCGGGUAUGAACUCUCCUCAGUUCACUGGUCCACAGCAGCAGUUCCCCAACAAAGGCAACUCAAACCAAGGCUACAUGCAGCAGGGGAUGUAUGGACGACCCAACUACCCUGGAGGUGGAGGUUACGGUGGCAAUUACCCAGGAGGACCAAAUGCUGGACCUGGUGGGAUAGGCAUCCCUCCGAACUCUCGUCCUCCGUCGGAUUUUACCCAACCUGCUGCUGCUGCUGCAGCCGCCGCUGUUGCCGCAGCAGCUGCAACCGCAACUGCCACCGCCACAGCAACUGUAGCGGCCCUGCAGGAGACUCAGAACAAGGACAUGAACCAGUACGGACCGAUGAGUUCCUCUUUCCAGAUGGGACCAAACCAGGCAUACAACAACCAGUUCAUUAAUCAGUCAGGACCCCGAGGUCCUCCAUCUUUACCUGGAAACCUGGGUGCAGGCAUGAAUGCAUCGAACAUGAGUGGGCCUCCAAUGGGAAUGAACCAGCCCAGGGCCCAAGGCAUGGGGCCAUUUGGGGCCCAUGGCCAAAGGAUGCCCCAGCAUGGCUAUGCUGGACCCCGACCUCAAGGCAUGGGUAUGCAGAGCAUGAAAAGACCAUACCCAGGAGAGCCAAACUAUGGUGGGCAACAGUAUGGACCAAACAACCAGUUCCCCAACCAGCAGGGGCAAUAUCCCACCCCCAAUGGCUCGAGACCACUGCCGUCCCCCAGCUACCCUGGGCAGAGGAUGCCAGGACAGCAGCUGCAAGGCCAAUACCCUCCACAUGGCGGUCCCAUGGGCCAGUACUAUAAGCAAGAGCCACCAUUCAAUGGCCAAACAAAUAACUUCUCUGGGAGUGGAUACCAAUAUAACCAGGCUAAUAUGAAUGGGCCUCCUAGACCGGUGGGCAACUACCCACACUCACCAGUGCCGGGUAACCCCACCCCACCAAUGACUCCGGGCAGUAACAUCCCUCCAUACCUGUCGCCAAACCAAGAUGUGAAGCCACCUUUCCCUCCAGACAUCAAACCAAAUAUCACUGCCCUUCCUCCACCUCCAGCCAGCCACAAUGAGGAACUACGACUGACGUUUCCUGUGCGGGACGGGGUUGUGUUAGAGCCCUUCAGGCUGGAACACAACCUGGCUGUGAGCAACCACGUCUUCCACUUACGGCCCUCUGUGCACCAAACGCUGAUGUGGAGGUCAGACCUGGAGCUGCAGUUUAAAUGUUACCACCAUGAAGACCGUCAGAUGAACACUAACUGGCCGGCAUCGGUCCAAGUUAGCGUCAAUGCCACACCGCUCACAAUAGAGCGUGGCGACAACAAAACAUCGCACAAACCGUUGCACUUGAAACAUGUGUGCCAGCCGGGAAGGAACACGAUCCAGAUCACAGUGACCGCCUGCUGCUGUUCGCACCUGUUCGUGCUGCAGCUGGUGCACAGGCCGUCAGUCCGCUCCGUCCUGCAGGGUCUCCUAAAGAAGAGACUGCUGCCCGCAGAGCACUGCAUCACCAAAGUCAAGAGGAACUUCAGCAGCGUGGCAGCGUCAACAGGGAACGCCACGCUCAACGGCGAAGAUGGAGUUGAGCAAACAGCCAUCAAGGUUUCUCUCAAAUGUCCGAUCACUUUCCGACGAAUACAACUUCCAGCAAGGGGGCAUGACUGCAAACAUGUUCAGUGUUUUGAUUUGGAAUCAUAUCUACAACUGAACUGUGAGCGGGGAACGUGGCGAUGUCCAGUAUGCAAUAAAACAGCGUUGUUAGAAGGACUGGAAGUCGACCAGUAUAUGUGGGGAAUACUGAAUGCCAUUCAAAACUCUGAGUUUGAGGAGGUCACAAUUGAUCCAACGUGUAGCUGGCGACCUGUGGCGAUCAAAUCUGACAUCCACAUUAAAGAGGAUCCAGAUGGACCACUGGCGAAGAGGUUUAAGACGAUGAGUCCAAGUCAAAUGACCAUGCCCAACGUGAUGGAUAUGAUCGCUCAACUCGGCCCUGGACCUUCACCGUACCAGUCGAUGCCCUCGGGGCAAGGUAUCAACAGUAGCGAAUAUGGCAGCCAAGGCAGCAAUUACCAAGGACACGGGAACUUUGACUUCCCCCACGGCGCUCCAGGUGGUACGUCAAUGAAUGACUUCAUGCACGGUCCUCAGCUGUCUCACCCACCUGACAUUCCGAAUAGCCUGAUGACACAAGACAAACCCUUGUCCCACAACAUGCCUGACACAAUACCUCAUUCUGCCGGACCUGAGCAGACGCACGGGCCACUGCAGCAGAGCUUACAUCCAUCUCCGCACCCCGGGAGCCAAUCAGGGCAGCAGCUACACCACAGCGGCCCCCCUCAGCCCUCACGGCAAGCACCGCUGCCUCAGCAGCAGCAAGCACAGCAGCAACAGCCCACCGCCAACAACCAUCCCCACACCGACCUGGCCUUCAAUCCCUCCAGCAGUUUGGACAGCCAAGCGGGGUCGGACAUGCCCGAGCCUUCGUUAGAUCUUCUCCCUGAGCUCGCUAACCCAGACGAACUUUUGUCUUAUCUGGAUCCCCCAGACCUCCCCAGCAAUAGCAACGAUGACCUUCUGUCUCUCUUUGAAAACAACUGAGAGGCUUUCAGACACCCACACACAUAAACUUUUACCGAUCGCCUGAAGCUUCCCUGAGAAACCGUGGCACUCAGUACUUGAUCAACACAAAGAUGCACUCCCUUUCUCUUCUUCCUCUUGUACAAUUUACAUUCGCCAGCGCAGAUUGACUGCAAAGAAUCUCAAAGAAACUCAAAAGACACGGCAGGAUUUGGUGGAGCUGCCACGCCCCUCCACGUCCUGUGGUGACACCCUUGACUGUGCAGCUAUAGUUGAUUUUAUUUUUACACCACACACAUGUACGUGUGCUCACUAGUAACAUGUUGUAGCAUUUUUAAAAUACUUUUCUUUGUUUUCUUUUGAAGCUAAAAAAAAAAAUGAACUCAUUGUAUAAAGCAGAAAAAAUAACUGAAAAAAAAAACUGUGCUCUCUGGCCAGUGUGUGUUAUGUUUUGUAGUCUGAGAGGCCACAACUUCCUGGUGUCACUGCUCCAUUCCCUGACUGGUCUGGUUAGUCGCACUGUUUUGUCCAUUACCUAAAAGCACAAGAAAUUUUAGCACUGCAAAAAACGACACAAAACAACAACAAAAAAAACAUCCUUACAAUAAGGAAUGAGAUCAGUUUUCUAUACAUUUGCUGCCAGCGUUUUAAAAAGAUUUUUGAAUUUUUGAAAGAGAUUGGCUUCCAUUUUGUCUACAAUUGUGCUGUGUAUUUAUUUCAGUCUGUGAAGUCUGACUGAGGUAGGGAGCAUUUGAAGCCUACAAUAACAGAAAGUAUGUACUUGAUGCCUGGUCAUGAUGCCUCUUUUACAAAUGACUGAUUUGUUUCUUAAAAGAAAAACAAUAGAUAAAAAGAAAGAUUGAAGUUCCUGCCAUGUUAUCUGCUUCCAUCUGCUCUGCAUGAGCCUUAUUUUCUGUAUUUUUGUAUCAUUUCACCUCUCCUUAAAUAAUGUGCUGUUGAGGUAGUCUUCAAAGUGCAUGUGUGCCAAGCCCUUUGUCAAAUAGUGUUUUUUCUCUUUGUCAAAUUUGUUUUGAUUUUAUUUAACACUAACAUUGAAGGUAUCAGUGGUACAUCUGUCAUGUAUCUGCUGGUUGUUCUUUAUUUUUAUUUUCCCUUGCUGCUGCAUAAUUACGCUGUCCAUCGUUAUUUUUGAGAAACUGCUCACCAAAGCUAGAGGGAUGAGAAUGAGAAUGUUUGUGUUUGCUCGGUCCUGUGUAAGGCUGUGUGUGCAUGGGUGCGUCUCGAUAAGUUAGAAUAUCAUUUGGAUGUAUUUCAGUAAUUCAUUUCAAAAUGUGAUUUAUUCUACAGUUUCAUUACAUACAGGGUACUUUAGGCAUUUAUUUUUCAUGUUUUUGAAUGAUGAAAAUCCCAAAUUAGAUUUCACAGACAUGGAAUAAAGACAUGUGGUGACUACAAAGGUCACAUUCCCAGCAGAAGUCAUGAUGGCAGGUCCAACUCAUUUCAAAGAAUCUUAGCUUGGCUUUUUUUCCAAAUGGUUUUUAUGCUGUCUUUUAAUUUUGGCCUCAUUUAUAAACUAUGACUUGUUGUUUGUUGGCAUGUAAUCUUUGUUCUGUAUCUUUAUAGAAGCUUUACAUCUAUGCAGUUUUCUUGUGUUACAAGCAUUAAUUUUAAAUAUAUUAAUGGAAAGUUUUGUGGAAGGAUAAAGUCUGGUGGGAGAAAAAUGAAUCGUAUAAUAAAUUAGUUUUAUUUUUUAAGUUGAAUUACUAAAAUACAACAACUUCUUAAAAUAAUAUAAUGUAUAGAGACGCACAUGUAUGUUUGUGAGACUGUGUGUGCGUGUAUGUGUGUGUGUUUGUGCACAGGUGAUGGCGAGACAAGCAAUGGUUUCUUCCAUCACUGCUGUGAUUUUCAAAGCAGUAUUGGUGUAAACCUUUUUCGUUGUUGUUUUUUGAUGUCAUGUUGUUCGAGAAGAGUUGCUUUUCAGUAUGCAAAUGUAUUAUUUUUUAAUAAAUGCUAUUGUACUGUAAAUAUCAUUAUGUAUAUUUUUGUAUCAUCUUGAUAAUGUUUGUCGUCGUCCGACCUAACCGCACGCGCUCCCCAUCAGAGCACCAAACUUCUUCAGCAGUUUUAAACAUCUCAUAAGCUACACCCUAAUGCACGUCGUUCUCGUUUUCCGCCUUUGUGCUCACCUUCCCUGUGUCAGCUUGAGGUUGUUCUGCUCCAUUUUUUUCCAUGUUCUCAGAUGUCAAACUCACACUGAAGCAAUACUUUCUUUUCACACUUUGAUCCUAACUGAUCUCCGCUUCCUGCUAAUGAAUUUUAGGUUAACAUUUGUUCAAUGAUAGUGAUUUUAAAACAAAAGAGAUGUGAUAUCAGCUGGCAUUCAGUGUAAUUAUUGAUCUAUGUGAAUAUCAUGUUCCUAAAUGUCAAUACAUGGUGGUAUUUUAAAGAUAUAUCACAACCAUAUUUUAAAGAAAUUCAUGAUAUUGUUUAUAUUUUUGUUAUAGAAAAAUGUGGCUUUUUUAAAAAAAAAAAGCAUGAGACCAUUUACAUUUGUAUCCCCCUUUUGUUUGUUUUUUGUUUCUCUUUGGUAAAUUAUUUUGUACUGGUUUUAUUAUUAAUCUGUAAGGCUAGAAAUCCAAUUUCUUUCAGCUUGAUUUGAAUUUAACAUUUUUUAAAAUUCUAUCCAUUUCAGCUCUGAGAGCAUUGGCAUGUUUCAUUUCCAAACAAUAAUGAGACACAAAAUUAUUAUUAUUAUUAUUAUUUUAAUGUAUGAAUCAAUCUGAUAAAUAUUUGUCGUCACCUCAUAAUUUCUUCUUACUUUCAAGUGAGUCAGUUCAGCAUUGUAGGCAGCAGGCCAAGUGUGCAGUUCCGCAAUCACAUUAAAGGGCCAUUUCUUUUGGGGGAUGUUGUUAAGAAAAGAAAUGUAUAAAAAGGAAAAUAUAAAUAAGAAGGAAAAAAAAACGAGCGGAAAGGGGCACGUUCACAAAUCUGGCCUUGAAAGGAUGCAGAGGGCAAGGCUUGUUAAAUGUCCCAAGGAUGUCUGUAUAUAUGUAAAUUAACAUAGAGACAAGUGAACAGAAAUGUAUUCAUUUUCCUUUGGGAAUGUGCAUUGUUUCUUCUGAAUAAUAUUAAUAAUGAUAAUAAUAAUAAUAAAAAAAGCUUGCAACACCUCUACUGGAAGUGGCUGACUAUGGAAAAUCAAACAUGUUAGUUUGUGUCUGUGGGUUAACUUUGCCCCCCUUACUUUGUAAUAUACUUUCACCCUUUUCUGUUUGGGGGAACUGGAACAGCUAAGUUCUAAAUGUACUAUUUAGCCCAAGUGUUCUAGUUUCACAGGCAUACUCUGAGGUGCUAAAGCUAAAAAAAACCAACCAGAAUAAGGUUACAAACACAAACAGAAAAGCCACUCAGCAGUGCAGAAUAAUGGUGAUGAAAAGAAUGGGUCCUGAAGAUUGUACCCAAAAUCCAUAAUUUAUAUAUAAAAAAAAAUUGAUAUCAUGAAGAUUUGGAAAAUGACAACAAUCUAAGGUGAUUCAUGCAAUGUGGCCAUUGUCUCUAUGUUUGUACAUUGUAUGUACAAUCAUUUCAUACUCCAAACUGGUCAGAAAAUAAAGGAACUAAUUGUGAUUUUUAGUCUUGCAGAACUGUAUGUAGUUAGAUGAUGUGACAGCCUAAUAUUUAUCUAAUAAAUAUGUAUUCAAAUGA